GGUGGGUCAUCUUUCUAUCUGUUGUUUCAUUGGUUAAGUAAUAAAGAAACUGCCUUGGCCCCUUUAAUAGGACAGAAAAUUAGGUAGGCGGAGUAGACAGAACAGAAUGCUGGGAGAAAGAAGCCUAGUCAGUGGAGUCGCCAUGAUUCUCCCACUCCAGACAGACGCAGGUUAAGAUCUUUCCUGGUAAGCCAGCUCGUGGUACUACACAGAAUAUUAGAAAUGGGUUAGAUCAAUAUGUAAGAGCUAGCCAAUAAGAGGCCGGAACUAAUGGGCCAGGCAGUGAUUAAAAGAAUACAGUUUCCGUGUUAUUAUUUCGGGGCAUAAGCUAGCCAUGCGGGCGGCCGGGUGCUGGGGACACAGCCCCGCCACUCUUAUUACAACAGAGUGGCACCCAACGUGCUAAUGAACUCCACGUAAAACCUGAGAGGGCUUAAAAAGGACACAGAGAGAAUUUAAGACAGCUUUUUGCUGUUUGUGGGUUGCGUGUGGCAAAGAAAUUGUCCUGACUCAGCAACAGGAAAAAACUGGCUGUUUUAAAAUGCCGGCUUUCUGGGCUGGGCCGCCAUCACAAUCUCUGUCUGGCUCCUGCGGGAGACAGAGUCUUUGAAUGGAGCAUUUGGAGUAAAGAGCUACAGCUUGCUUGAUGACAGUGUGGACUGCUGUGUGCCUGGAACUGUGUGUGACUCAGGGGCACCAAAUGGUUCUGAUGCAGGAGCAGCUCAGCUCCACCAUGCUGAACUCUGCUGGUCUCAGGCAGGAACUACCGUAAUUACCAUAAUAACAGCGCAGUUAAGGUUUAGACUGGGCAGGACACAGGCAGUACCAUAAUACCUCUAAAUGGUGCAACUUAAGUUUUUGAGAAUUGCUUAACAUUUUAAGAAAUGCUCCUGGAUAGUAAAAAAAAAAUUACAGAUUCACAAUAGAACUGAUUCAGACACUGUUGGAUGAAUGUACGUAGGCUUGAGAGAGAGAAAAAAAAAUAUAUAAAGAAUAAAGUUAAUGUCUUAAAAAAAAGGGUAAAGUCUUUAAAGAGACAGAGUAAAAGAAAUAAAGAAAAAUAAGCCACGUAAAAAUGGAAAAUUCACAGAGAGUCUGGAUUCUUUGUAUUAUUGUGUUUUCUUUAAAAUUUUUGACUGUAAAGGAGCUAAGUACAGAGAGAGAUUUCAUUAUAUGGGCUGCCAAGCUAAACCAGAAUGGAUACAAAGGUAUUAUGAUUUCAGAAUAUGGGUCUAAGGAUAUGAUGCUUUGGAGAGGGUCUUCUUUUGUUUUCACAGAGGAUGCGACCCUGUGGAUUUCGUCUAUCCCAAUAUGGUAUGACAGACCACGCCCUCCUGAAAGGUUGCUGUGAACACCUUCAGAAAAUUACUUAUUCAACUGCCGACUGAGAUGACCCUGACACACAGGUUACACCAUGAAAGAUCUGAAUACAGCGCCCCCAUUCAGCAGGAAGCAGUUUGGAGAGAAAAAACUGCGCCCAUGUUCCCAAAUAUUGUUUAUGAAUAUUCUUUUACAUUUAAAGGGGGAUAUGAUAUAGAUAUGAAUAAUUUGCAUUGGCAUGGAUUUUAAGGUCAAUUUUGUUAUAUGUAUGUGUAUUUCUGCUCUUGAUUAAGGUAUUGUGAUUAUGUAGUUCAUUUAAAAAUGUAAUGUAUAAUUAGGAAAUAUAGGUUGUUAAUGGAUAAUCAUUGAUAAUAGUCAAGCUUGUAGUCAUGUUAGAUUUUCUAGAUAUGCAUAGAUAUAUUUCAGAUAGGCAUUCUUCAUAUCUUUCAAAGACUGCAGAAUAUGGCAUUUAAUGUUUUAAUAAUUUAGGGCUUUUCAUGACAAUGAGACACGUCUGCUCCUGGCAGCACCAAUCUACUUCAAGAGGAAGAUGGGCACCAAAGAGGCUCCUUAAGGAGUUUGAUAGCCAUUUGGGCAAGAAACUGCUCUUGCAUGGACUGAUGCAUAAACUGGAUACAAAGAACCCGCAGAGAAAGGACUGCUGAACUUGCCUAAAGCCAAACACCAUGUCAGUGGCAACAGAACGGUUGAACCUUUCCCAGAGGGAACACAGAUGGCUGUAUUUGGAAUGGGCUGCUUCUGGGGGGCUGAGCGCAAGUUCUGGCUCUUGAAAGGCGUGUAUUCAACCCAAGUGGGCUUCGCAGGAGGCUACACGCGCAAUCCCACCUACAAAGAAGUCUGCUCAGAAAAAACCGGCCAUGCAGAAGUCGUCCGGGUUGUGUACGAGCCAGAGCGCGUCAGCUUUGAGGAACUGCUCAAGGUCUUCUGGGAGAAUCACGACCCGACCCAAGGCAUGCGCCAAGGCAAUGACUACGGCACCCAGUACCGAUCGGCAGUCUAUCCCACCUCCAGUGCACAGAUGGAAGCAGCCCUGAGAUCCAAGGAGGAAUACCAAAAGGUUCUUUCAAAGCACGGCUUUGGCCCCAUCACCACCGACAUCCGAGAAGGACAGGAGUUCUAUUACGCCGAAGACUACCACCAGCAAUACUUGAGCAAGAACCCGGAUGGCUACUGCGGCCUUGGGGGUACUGGGGUGUCCUGCCCAGUGGGCAUUAAAAAAUAAUCUCUCUCCCCGAAGUUGGCCCUGGAGGCUCCAGCAAAACCAUGGCUGCUGGAUGGAACGGUACUGCUGAGAUUCACAUCAAUCAACCAACUUCUAAAGAGCGCACACCACACAGGCAUUGGCGGGAAGCUGGUCACUAUUGGGGUUUGAUUUACAGGAAGUGCUAUGACAAGCUGACAGAUUGUAAUUUGUCUUCUGAUCAUCCCGGGUGGGGGUAGAGCAUGAUAUUUUGGUGGCUCAUUUGGGAUCUAACUGGAGGUAAUGAAUGCCCUGUGUCCAGCUGCUUGGGCUCGAAGGUUCUGAGCAGGGAGACGGUUGGGAGGGCGCAGGGUACCGGGACUCCUUGGUCUAUGCUGAUGUACCUCACCCACUCCCCUGCGCUCAGGUGCCUAACUCAUUAAUUCUGCAGGCUCCAUGAAUCAUUUGCUAUAAUGCUUUGCUCAGCUGACCCUAGAUGUGUGUAAGGGGUUGCUCUCCCUCCUCCCUCCUCUUCUGGUAGAGAAAAAACAUGAAUGACCUUAAUGAAAUCUAACAUUGUGCUUACAGCUAUGGAAAAGCUUGUUCUAAUAAAAAUCAACACUUUGGUAAUA
Messenger RNA from Chionomys nivalis (European snow vole), 3153 nucleotides. It is a transcript of the gene Msra, whose product is annotated as methionine sulfoxide reductase A. The record is from RefSeq and is a predicted model, not a curated record. Gene Ontology annotation, biological process: cellular response to oxidative stress. Gene Ontology annotation, cellular component: cytoplasm. Bases 2054 to 2563 code for a protein of 169 amino acids. Gene Ontology annotation, molecular function: peptide-methionine (S)-S-oxide reductase activity. NCBI's taxonomy places the organism in Eukaryota, Metazoa, Chordata, Mammalia, Rodentia, Cricetidae. The transcript is spliced from 6 exons.